Messenger RNA from Conger conger (European conger), 639 nucleotides. It is a transcript of the gene aanat2, whose product is annotated as arylalkylamine N-acetyltransferase 2. Gene Ontology annotation, biological process: circadian rhythm; response to light stimulus. The transcript has 3 exons. Bases 13 to 639 code for a protein of 208 amino acids. Lineage: Eukaryota; Metazoa; Chordata; Actinopteri; Anguilliformes; Congridae. Gene Ontology annotation, cellular component: cytoplasm. The record is from RefSeq and is a predicted model, not a curated record. Gene Ontology annotation, molecular function: aralkylamine N-acetyltransferase activity.
CUCACCGCCACCAUGUCGCAGCAGGUCGUCAGCUCGCUCUUUCUCCGAAACUUCUUCCUCAAGACCCCGGUGAGUGUGGCCAGCCCCCGGCGCCAGCGCCGCCACACGCUCCCCGCCAGCGAGUUCCGCAACCUCACCCCGCAGGACGCCAUCAGCGUGUUCGAGAUCGAGAGGGAAGCUUUUGUGUCAGUGUCUGGGGAGUGCCCACUCACCCUGGAGGAGGUGCUGGGCUUCCUGGGCCAGUGUCCGGAGCUGUCCCUCGGCUGGUUUGAGGAGGGACAGCUGGUGGCCUUCAUUAUCGGCUCCGGCUGGGACAAGGAGCGCUUGGCACAGGAGGCCAUGAGCGCGCACGUAGCCGACACCUCCACCGUGCACAUCCACGUGCUGUCCGUGCACCGGCACUGCCGCCAGCAGGGGAAGGGCUCCGUCCUGCUGUGGCGCUACCUGCAGCACCUGCGCUGUCUGCCAGGCCUGCGGCGUGCCCUGCUGGUCUGCGAGGAGUUCCUGGUGCCCUUCUACCGCAAGGCGGGCUUCAAGGAGAAGGGGCCCUCCGCCAUCGCCGUGGGCUCUCUCACCUUCACGGAGAUGGAGUACCCGCUAGGGGGCCUGGCCUUCGCCCGGCGGAACAGCGGCUGUUAG